AAGGCAUCUCUAGUACUCUUCCGGCGCAGCUUGCUGCCGAAAACGAGAAAGAUGCGUCAGAUCAAACCCACCUGUUCUCGUCCGCACAGUGCAAGCAAAUAACAUUUCGCAAUAUUGAUCUUAAUUUACGUGAAUUCGUGCAAGCCGGUUCGAAAAUAAUCUUCACUGGUGUGCAGAUAGAACGACAAGCCUCCUUUAAUCACGCUAAAAAAACUACUCUCGCUAAUACCGCAAGUGCAUUAGCAUCUUCUGCAUCCGGCCCAUCUUCUAGCAGCACCUCAUCCUCCGAUCUCGAAACGCAGGCAGAGAUCACGUUGCGCAAGGUCGUUUCUCAUCGUUGGGAUCGACUUUUGGCAUCAGCGGCUUCACCAGAGGGCGUUUUGUUGAAAAAAGACUGGUCUCGCGAGGAUCCAGAUCUGGAAAGUGAAGAAGAAUUCGACCUGCCAUCAGGAAAGGGCUUGCGGCGCAUGAGCGGACAAAAGCUUCUAAAAUUCUUUGAUGUGGUAGUGAACAAGAAGAAUGAAAAAGGCACGAUCAUUGGUAUGACGGGCGGAAGCACUUCCGUGAAUGAACGUGAAGAUGAAGUAUCUGGAAUUUUUCGUACCAGUACCACAAGUACAAGAUCGAAGCCAUUCGCUGCUGCUGGCAGCUUAUUGGCUGUACUGUUUCGGUACCCGUGGUGCAAUGCAUGUCAAGCGAAAGACAAGGAGUUUGUGAAUUUCGUGAAAUUCAAGAGUAGUGACCUGCCUCAGGGGCUCGCGCAAUAUGCGGUCGUCGACGCGAGGGAGCACAAGGCUGUUGCGCGCCGAUUUGCUGUUCAUGGGACAGACUGUGGCUUUGACGGAGAUGACGACAUCAAUGCACCUGCUGCAAAUGGUGCUGGCAGCAAAACUCAGGCUACCGCCAAUGCUCAUGUAGGACUCGCAAAGGCUUCUGCCGCGCCCCGGGGGGCGUGUCCAGUGCAUGUCUUCAAGCGGGAAGAGGGGUUAGACAAUUUUUACGCGAUUCCGGGAAAGAGAUGGAGUGAAGAGUAUUUGCUCGAGUUCUUCCAGUUUGCUGUACCACUUGUUUCGCUACACCGGACACGCGCAGAAUUUGAAAAGUGGAGAAGUGCGUUUCAUACGUCGAUCGCAAUCUUCUUACCACGCUCUUUGGUCAAUUUAGACCAAAACGACGACGAUGAAGCAGGCCCAUCCGCGAAAAAGACGUUGUAUCAACUCAGCGCUGAUCCUCUGUGGCAAAGCUUCCUGCAAGUUUCUCGAGCAAUGCGCGGCCACGCGUUAUGCGGAGCAACCAAUCUUUACCCCGCCGAAUUCGUCAUUGAAAGUAUGGAAAAUUCUUUUGCAAACGUUGCAGAUGCAAGAAGUGCCACCUCUACAGAACAACGAGAAAGGUCUGAAGCCUCCGCAGAGUCUGCUGAGGAACUCCAGAAUAUAAUAUUUGCACAGCCAGACUUCGCGCCGCAGAUUGUCAUAUUCAAACCACAAGAGCGCAGGGCCGUUGUGUAUCACGGAGAAAUGUCUGCUGAAGCUUUGACCGCGUUCAGUAAAUCUCUCAGCGUUCCUCUGGUUUCCAACUUUGAUUUUCAAGCCCGCGAAACACUGGCGGCGCUAGACGUGCCUGUUGGUCUUUUGUGGCUCGACGACAGCGGCACCACUGAGUCGAAGGAAAACAUGAACGAUCUACCAGCUGAAAAAGAUAUUGCUGCAGAUGGCGCAGAGGUGAGUGAAAAUCAUGCGGAACAACAAUACCGUCUCAAAGAAGAAAGCGCAGCCGCGUUGAGAAUCGUGGAGCGCUUGGCGCGAAAGUACGAAGGCAAAAUGGCGUUUGCUCAGCUCAACGUAAAGACGGAAGGCAUUUUUAUGCGGGACUUCGGCUUGCAUCCUUCCCACGUACCAGCUUUUGGCAUUGUGGAUAACGUCGAAGGACUCGUUGGCUCGUCUAGUUCACCAGCUGCAGUGAAGAAGAAGAGAGAGAAGAAAGAGCAACUCAAUCUUCAGAAGAAGCAGUCAUCAUCUGCAUCUACAUCUAGUGCAUUGUCUACUUCAGCAGUUCCAGCAGUUUCUCGCUUCGCUUUUCCAUCCUUUCCCAGCGAUUAUGAUUCGAUGGAAAAUUUUGUCGAGGAUUACUUCAGCGGGAAGCUCAAGAAAGCUUACCGCAGCAACGACCUGAGUCCAAAAUACAAGUGGACCCAUGGACGCGGACAAGUCCAGGAAACAGUGUGGUCGCUCUUCUGGCAGGAUAUACCUUGGAAGACCACCUCAAAUCCUACAGGGAUAUCUUCCAAGAAAGAUCAAGCUUCGGAUUCGCUGCAGAUGGAACAGAAUAAAGAUGAGAAAUUUUCUACACCUGAAGUAGAAUUGUCAGUAAAGAGAGACCAUUUUGACGAUGGCCUAUACGAGCAAGAACGUACGGAGGAGGAUAUUCGCUUUAUACUACUGGAACUGUAUUCCCCUCAGCGCGCACAGCAUAACACCCAUCUGUUGCUGAUAAACUUGUUAGCUCUCGGACUGCGUACUUUGAGCUCUUUCAAGGUGGUGCGUAUGGAUACCGAAAACAACCAUGUUCCUGUUGACGAGCUACCUGCAUUGGCGAUUUCAUCGAUGAGCAACGGGAACAACGGGCGGGUCUCGACGUCCGCGUUGGCAGCCACAGUUCCAAAUCCAAUGGCCGCCCUCGGUGUGGGUGUCGAAGUCGACGAUGGUGCCGGUAAAGUCGGGGCUGCAACAGAGUACAUAUUGUUCGAUCUACGCCGUCGCACGUCAGUCCGCUUCAAAGCACAUGUGGCGAAGCUGCUUGACGUGCCUGGCCGCGUUCUGGCCUUCGUGCGAAGGGAAAUUACAAAAAGUUUGGAAGUAGAUAGCAUGUCUUGUUGUUCUGGCCAGUACGAUUUUGGCAGCUCUUGCACUAAGGCGGACGAGACCGCUCACUCAUCAUCUGAAAAGCAGCAUCAAGACGGCCGCUCAGAGGAAUCAAAACUGCGGAUCCUAGUGAAGAACGAAGGCCUUCCUCUCUCAGCAUCUUCAUGCACAAAAAGCAAACGCAAGGAUACCGGCACUUCUAGAUCUAUCAUCAAUAACGUGGUUUCUAGCGAAGAACAACAAUUCGACUUCGCUCAAGCCCAAGAAUGGUUGAAGCAGCAGGUGCGGGAACGCGUUCGCAACGUACGCCGUAUAGAACGCGAGAAGGAGCGCAAACAUCACGAGUCGUGGGCUCAGUACGAAAUCGAAGAAUUUCUGAGGUAUGAGCGGUCAGGAAAAAAGCUCUAUUAGUAACGAAGAGGAAAUGCUCAUGCUGAUCGUAAAGAACGCUGGGAGGCUGGCUCUAUAAAGUCGUUAAGCUCAAAUUCAAAAAUUACACGAGUAUUAACUUAAAGCAAUGGUAUUUACAACUAGUAAACUUAAUGAAAGUGUCUUGAAAAAAAUGUACAUCGCCACGGGUUUUCGUUUCUCUUACUCCAUCAGGGAUACAGAGUGGGAAAAAGCAGAAUCAUGUCAGACACUAUAUAAUCAUUUCUUCGGUAAUGAUCGCUUUUCCCACAGGAAUGGGGCACUGCGUUUAUAAAAAGGCACCUUCGCCUCGCAUGAUAGCUACUUUUGAAUCUGAAUGCGAUGCUUCUCUUGACGCACCAAAAAUAUUGAUCAUUACUGUGUAGAGGCUGUGUCAUGGCUGAUGCCAUCAACC
Amoebophrya sp. A25 is the source of this 3684-nucleotide messenger RNA. The record is from the annotation of a GenBank genome assembly. NCBI's taxonomy places the organism in Eukaryota, Dinophyceae, Syndiniales, Amoebophryaceae.